Molecule: messenger RNA, 2193 nt
Organism: Uloborus diversus
Lineage: Eukaryota; Metazoa; Arthropoda; Arachnida; Araneae; Uloboridae
Exons: 5
Coding region: 901-1887 (328 amino acids)
Source: RefSeq, a predicted model, not a curated record
AAUGCUAAAGUAACUGAAUCAAAAUCAAUCAACAGUUUUAAGUAGAAUAUUAAUUCUAAAAUAUGUAUAAGCAUCAUAUAUUGCAAUAAUAAAAAAUUUAACUAAACAAGGGUCUGGCCAGAAGAAAUGUAGGUCCUUUUAAGGACCCUUCACAAAAAUCUAAUUAGUUAAAAGGGACCCUUCACAAAAUUUUGAUUGACCAAAUCGGACCUUUCAUGGACUCUUACUUUAAUAAAUUAGUACGAAAACCAGAAAUCUACUCUAUAUUGACGGAUAACUUUUGGUUUACAUUUUGAAAAUCCACAGAAAAAAAAAAAAUAAUUCUCAAAAAUAGGACCCUGUAAGUCCUGGACAGACCUCUGCUAAUAUAACAGGGUGCUACAAAGCAUUUUCUUUUUUAAUUUUGCAUGAUAUUGUAUACAUGACCUGUGACUUUUACAGGGCACAUGUAUGUAUUUGUAUAUAAUCAUAUGAGUAUAGUAGUUAACAUCCAAUAUAAUGACCAACAUCAAUUUGAGUUAUGUUAUAUUUUAUUUUUAUGACAUUAAAUUAUAUUUCACAAAUUAUAGUGAAUAUGAUGACAACCGCAUGAAAAUACCAUUAGUUCAUAAAUUUUGACAAGUGUAUAUUUAAAUAUGUAAAGGAAUAUUACUUUUAGGUCCCUUUAACAUAAUAAUGUAAGAAAAUAAACAGUGAUUUGAGGCUGCAUUUACUAUUAAUUUGCUGAUUGAAAAUAUUGGAUUUUUCGAAAAUAUAUUUUUGAGCCUUCUCGUUAAGCUCUAGUAGAAUGCCUGUUUUUUUUUCUUCGAAGGUUGGCAAGUAUGAAGAUGUUAUCUUUUAAAUGAAGACAUUUUUCUAACACUUUCCUGUAUUUUUCUUUCUUUUUUUUCUGUAUUGUAAAUGUACUUAGCUAUGGAUUUAAAAAAACCAUAUAAACAGUACAUGGUGGCAGAAUUUGAAGACGGGUUAGAAGUUGUGCCUACUAAAUGGAGGACAUCAAAAAACCACUGCCUUUUCCCAAACACUACAUCUGCAAAUCGGAUGACUAAAGCAGCGAAAAAUUUGGAAGACCCCAAAGAAUCAUGGGCGACAUAUAGAAUGAAGAAGAUAUAUGCAUAUUCCAAUUCUUAUGCAGGAGCACUUCGAAAGAUGGAAGUUGGGUGCUACCAAUCAGAUGGCUUUUCCAGCACAGAGAAUGAAAAUGGAAGGGAUGAGACUGAUUAUGAAGAAGUGGACGAAAUAAAAAAUUACCCCCAGGUCCCCAGCUUGCGUGGAGAGGAAGAUAGCGUACCAGAAAAUUUAACAGAAGAGUCUUUUCGACAACAGCUUGACCAGCCAGAACCUGUAGCAGCUGAGAAAAGUGUUACUGCCACAGAGCUGAAGGAAAUUCUUCGCUGUACCACAAUCAACAAGUUCAAAAUAGACACAGUGCAAGACAGACAGCUGGAAAUCCUCACAAAAUUGGAUUUGAUCCUCAAUAAAAUAGGAGAGCAGGGCAAGGAAAAUGUUCCAGUUCCCGCUGCUCCAGACCUACCCUGCUUUCCUAUUUCAUCAGAAGAGGAUGUUCUGAUCUUGGAAGAAAAAUUGAGUGAGGAGGAAGUUCGAAAGCACAUGAUCAGAGAGCUGCAGAAGUUUGGGGGUGCCCACCUGGCAGAAGUGGUUAGGAGAAUGUUGGUCUACCUUCUGACGGAUGAAGUGGCAGAGAAGUACAGCUUCAUGGGCCUAAAAGGAAAAAUGCAGUUUUCCUCUCUAAAACUGUGCAGCCUGAUUAAUGAUGUAGCUAGAAUUCACGUAAAGACCGCCACAAAUAAGGAAAUUAGCAAGCCCAUUGCUGCCUGGCUCAGGCAUGCGAAGGAACGGCUUAACAAAAAAAAAACUCAACUGUAAUUUGAUGUAUUUUUUUUCUUUUUUGUAAAUAAAGAUUGAUGUUUGUUUGAAUUUGGUUUCUUUUUGUUUGAUAAAAUAAUACUGAAUUGUUUUAUAAUAAAUGAAUAUUGAAACUAAUUAAAAGGUUAAAAAAUAUACAACUUUGUGCAGUUUAGUUGGAAGAUUAGAUUUAUAUGACAAUAUGAACUAGAUUUUUGUGCCACUAAGAUAAUUUCCAGUGAAGAAGACAACUAUGUUAUGCAUAUAGCUAAUGAAUGCAUAUACAAAUAGCACUAAUGGUAAACUGCUUAAAAAGCAAAUUAUUCU